GUCCAGAAACAUUACCUAGUGAAAAGAUCAAGAGUGAACCUAGCGAAAUUACGCUAAUCACAAAUUAUUUAGAUUACAUCAUGAAGGGAACCUUCCAUCAUCCAGAUAACCAUAUUGUCGAAUGGCCCAAUACAGCUCUCGAUGAAAGCAAAUCAAGAAAAUUCAAAGAAGCCGUUAUAUUCAUGGGCGAGGUUAGUCCGUUGUCACAAAGAAACAAUGUGUACAAAAAUUGCAAUGAUCUUAUUCGCAUUGGCGUGCUCAUGAAAGAUUGCUUGGAUUUUGCAAUAGACAAUGAUGCAGGUUUUCAAUGUGUUGUUCCGGCAUCAAUAAAAGAGAUGUCACCCUUUGUUUAUGAAAUAGAAAUACUUCUGGAAAUGCGAAAAAUUUUUCAAAAAUCGCUCAAUAGUUUAUAUGAUAAGCUAUGCAAUCCGGUUCCACCAUCAACACAGCAAG
Molecule: messenger RNA, 453 nt
Organism: Entrophospora candida
Lineage: Eukaryota; Fungi; Glomeromycota; Glomeromycetes; Entrophosporales; Entrophosporaceae
Source: the annotation of a GenBank genome assembly